Molecule: messenger RNA, 936 nt
Organism: Gorilla gorilla gorilla (western lowland gorilla)
Lineage: Eukaryota; Metazoa; Chordata; Mammalia; Primates; Hominidae
Gene: OR8D2
Product: olfactory receptor family 8 subfamily D member 2
Exons: 1
Coding region: 1-936 (311 amino acids)
Biological process (GO): G protein-coupled receptor signaling pathway
Cellular component (GO): membrane
Molecular function (GO): G protein-coupled receptor activity; olfactory receptor activity
Source: RefSeq, a predicted model, not a curated record
AUGGCUACUUCAAACCAUUCUUCAGGGGCUGAGUUUAUCCUGGCAGGCUUGACACAACGCCCAGAACUUCAACUGCCACUCUUCCUCCUGUUCCUUGGAAUAUAUGUGGUCACAGUGGUGGGGAACCUGGGCAUGAUCUUCUUAAUUGCUCUCAGUUCUCAACUUUACUCUCCAGUGUAUUAUUUUCUCAGUCAUUUGUCUUUCAUUGAUCUCUGCUACUCCUCUGUCAUUACCCCUAAGAUGCUGGUGAACUUUGUUCCAGAGGAGAACAUUAUCUCCUUUCUGGAAUGCAUUACUCAACUUUAUUUCUUCCUUAUUUUUGUAACUGCAGAAGGCUACCUUCUGACAGCCAUGGAAUAUGACCAUUAUGUUGCUAUCUGUCGCCCACUGCUUUACAAUAUUGUCAUGUCCCACAGGGUCUGUUCCAUAAUGAUGGCUGUGGUAUACUCACUGGGUUUUUUGGGGGCCACAGUCCAUACUACCCGCAUGUCAGUGUUGUCAUUCUGUAGGUCUCAUACGGUCAGUCAUUAUUUUUGUGAUAUUCUCCCCUUAUUGACUCUGUCUUGCUCCAGCACCCACAUCAAUGAGAUUCUGCUGUUCAUUAUUGGAGGAGUUAAUACCUUAGCAACUACACUGGCGGUCCUUAUCUCUUAUGCUUUCAUCUUCUCUAGUAUCCUUGGUAUUCAUUCCACUGAGGGGCAAUCCAAAGCCUUUGGCACUUGUAGCUCCCAUCUCUUGGCUGUGGGCAUCUUUUUUGGGUCUAUAACAUUCAUGUAUUUCAAGCCCCCUUCCAGCACUACUAUGGAAAAAGAGAAGGUGUCUUCUGUGUUCUACAUCACAAUAAUCCCCGUGCUGAAUCCUCUAAUCUAUAGCCUGAGGAACAAGGAUGUGAAAAAUGCACUGAAGAAGAUGACUGGGGGAAGGCAGUCAUCCUGA